GAAACAAAGACAGAAAUAAAAUAAAUGAAAUACAGGCAGAAGGGGGGGAAAGGCAUUUUAAUAAAACGUUAAGUUUGUUUUGUUUUUUAUUCAGGCGGUCUCGCGGGCUCUCUGACACACACAGCGGUCCUUCUGUCGCGGGUUAUUGACGUCACUCAGCGCACGUGUAGACGGAACUCUACACUGAUGUUGGCUGCGGGCUUCAGUGUUUAGUUUUGUCGUAGUUUGUCGUGUUUAUAAAUAUAGCAGUGAGUUCUCUGUGUGUAGUGUAGUGAGUGUGUGUAAAAUUCUCCGCGAUGGGGGGUUUACAGAAGAAGAAGUACGAGAGCGGCUCAGCCACCAACUACAUCAGCAGGAACAAAGCGCGCAAGAAGCUGAGCCUGAGUCUGGCUGAUUUCAGACGAUUGUGCAUCUUGAAGGGAAUUUACCCACAUGAACCCAAACACAAGAAGAAGGUCAACAAGGGCUCCACGGCCCAGAGGACCUUCUACCUGCUCAAAGACAUCCGCUUCCUCUUGCACGAGCCCAUCGUCCGCAAGUUCAGAGAGUACAAGAUAUUCGUGCGUAAACUGCGGAAGGCGUACGGGAAGGCCGAGUGGGGCUCCGUCGAGAGGCUGAAAGACAACAAACCCGCCUACAAAGUGGACCACAUCGUAAAGGAAAGGUAUCCGACGUUCAUCGACGCUCUGCGGGACGUAGACGACGCUCUGUCCAUGUGUUUCCUCUUCUCUACGUUCGCUCGCACCGGGAAGUGCCACGUGCAGGUGAUCCAGCUGUGCCGCAGACUCAGUGUGGAGUGGAUGAACUACAUCAUCACUUCGCGCUCGCUCAAAAAGGUGUUUCUAUCCAUCAAGGGCAUCUAUUACCAGGCAGAAGUUCUGGGACAGACCAUCACCUGGCUUGUACCAUAUCAGUUUGCUCAUGAUCAUCCUACAGAUGUGGAUUACAGAGUCAUGUCCACUUUCACAGAGUUCUACACCACACUGCUUGGCUUCGUCAACUUCCGCCUCUACCAAACCCUCAACCUCGUUUACCCACCUAAGCUUGAUGGAAAAGGAGAGGCGGAGCUCAAACCUGAAUUUGAGGAGGACUACGCCAUGGAUUCGGAGAGCUACCUGGAGAAACUGUCAGCGCUGAGCGCCAGUCUGGCUCGUGUCGUCUCCACGGUUGAAGAAGAGGAAGCGGAGAUGGACCAUUUCCCCGCCGAAGGGGAGGACAUGGAGAAGAUGGAGGUGAGGGAAAAGGCGCAGCAUGAAGAGGACAAGCACAAGAAGCUCUUCGAGGGCCUCAAGUUCUUCCUGAACAGAGAAGUGCCGAGAGAAUCUCUGGCUUUCGUGCUAAGGUGUUUCGGUGCACAGGUCUCCUGGGACAAAUCUCUGUGUAUCGGCAGCACGUAUGACAUCACCGACGAGACAAUCACGCACCAUGUGGUGGACAGACCCAGCCUGGACAAACAGCACAUCAACAGGUACUACAUUCAGCCUCAGUGGGUGUACGACUGCGUGAACGCUAAGAUGCUCCUUCCGGUGGAGGACUACUUCCUGGGCGUCACACUCCCUCCCCACCUGUCACCCUUCGUGGAGGAGAAGGACGGCGACUACGUUCCUCCAGAGAGGCAGAAACUCCUUUCUCUCCAGAGAGGAGAGAAACCUGUCGCAGAGCAGGAUGAGGAGGAAGAGGAGGAGGAAGAAGAGGAGGACGAAGAGGAAGAUGAUGAGGAGGAGGAGGAGGAGGAGGAGGAAGAGGAGGCUAAACUGAAAGAUAUGGAACAGAAGAGAACACAGGGGAAGGCCUUAUCGGUGAAGGUGACCCCUGGAAAGGCGACAACAGACAACAGGCAGCGAUUGGAGGAGGAAGAGAAGGCUGAGGAGAAGAGGCUCGCCAUCAUGAUGAUGAAGAAGAAGGACAAGUAUCUCUACGAUAAGAUCAUGUUCGGGAAGAAGAGGAAGGUCCGAGAGGCUAACAAAAUGGCAGCCAAGAGAAAAGCGUUCGAGGAGUCCAGCAAAUCGGACAGAAAGAAGAAGGCGAAGAAACAGUAGAGGAGAAACGCGAAUGGACGUUAUUUUUAUUAUUAAAAAUAAUUCUAUCCGUUUAUCGGAAACCGUGUCAUGGCCUGUUGUAUGCAAAAAAAAAAAAAAACCCGAAACAACCCAAAUAACAACAGAAUGUCUUUUCAAUGUUAUUUAGGCUUCAUGAUGACGUUGUAUUAAAUCAAUCCAUUUUAUUCAUGUAUUUUAAAUGCUUCAACUCAUCGUCCCAUUGUAUUAAAAUAAUCCACUUUAGUCCGCAGUGUAAAAACACGUGCUUUUUUUUUUAUUUUCAUCAAAAUGCAAUGAACUAUUUUUUAUGUUCAAUACCAUAAUAUCUCAGAUAGACAGAUCUCUGAAUUUUAGAUAUUCUCGUGAGAGGUUCAUAUCACCGAAUUUGAUUUAAAAAAAAAAAAAAAAAACCCCACCAAAUCAGAUCCAAUAGCAAGCCAGUAUUGGUUUAAUUCUCAGUUCUGAAAUUGAGAAUAAUUAAAGGGCUAUCGUCAUUAGAUGUGACGUCUGGUAGGCCUCGAAGGUCAGUGCUUAGAGGGCGAUCUGAAAAGCACUCGCCCUGUCGUCUGAUGAUCAGGGGGUUCAAAUCCGAUGAUAAGUCCAUCCGGCUAGCAAAACCGCCCAUGCUUUCUGAGAAGGAGCGCUUGCGUACCGUCUCUCUAAAAUCGAUCGAUCGUGGGCGUCUGUGCACUCGGAUGCCGGUAGAUUGUGCGUUCGUCCGAGUGUCUCACUCGGCCUUGUGAUCGAGCUGUAGCAGCAGUUCGAGAAGAUGUGGUUGGCUGGCUUGACAUUUCCCAGUUGUUGGCUUCUUAUAGGUGGGAACUGGUGACCAAGUUGGGGAGAAAAAUUUGAGGGGAAAAAAAAAAUGAAUCAGUGCUUGGCCCCCUUGUUUACGACCUCACUGCAAAAGCAUUCAUUGUCAUGGUUUCCAUGACGACACAGCCUGGCCACAUUAUUUCCCCUCCAAUAUUCUUGGUUCAGAUCCUGCAGACGAGAACAUGCUUCGUUGAGAGGCAGGUUUUCGACUCGUUAAGUUUCGCUCUUCAUUAGCAUUAGGCACAAAGAUACUUUGGUCAUUCUGCCUCGGUUUCAAGUUUGUAAUAAACUCCCCAUUGCCUCAUUAGUCAUGGAUCCAGAGUCCAAAUGAGCCGGUUUCAUUAAAUUAUUAAUCUGUAAAGCUGCCCAGUGUCUAUUUCAGGCCUUAAUAAAUAAGGAGAUUCAU
Messenger RNA from Ictalurus furcatus (blue catfish), 3261 nucleotides. RefSeq names its product pescadillo (gene pes1). The transcript is spliced from 15 exons. Gene Ontology annotation, cellular component: nucleolus; PeBoW complex. Gene Ontology annotation, molecular function: RNA binding. Lineage: Eukaryota; Metazoa; Chordata; Actinopteri; Siluriformes; Ictaluridae. Gene Ontology annotation, biological process: ribosome biogenesis; maturation of LSU-rRNA from tricistronic rRNA transcript (SSU-rRNA, 5.8S rRNA, LSU-rRNA). The record is from RefSeq and is a predicted model, not a curated record. Bases 297 to 2039 code for a protein of 580 amino acids.